Molecule: messenger RNA, 714 nt
Organism: Trichoderma reesei QM6a
Lineage: Eukaryota; Fungi; Ascomycota; Sordariomycetes; Hypocreales; Hypocreaceae
Exons: 2
Coding region: 1-714 (237 amino acids)
Biological process (GO): iron-sulfur cluster assembly
Cellular component (GO): cytoplasm; mitochondrion
Molecular function (GO): 2 iron, 2 sulfur cluster binding
Source: RefSeq, a predicted model, not a curated record
AUGAACCCCCUCUUCGCCACCAGCCGCGCGGCUCUGCGCGUGAGCUCCUCGUCCUUCCGCCACCUGUGCGCAUCCAGAGUCGCCGGGUUCGCCUACCACUCCUAUCCGCUGCCGUCCAAGAUCCCCGAGCCCCCAACAAGCGACAACAUCUCCAAGCCGUCCGCCGCCGCCACCACUCAGCAAGAAGCCCUCCCCCGAGUCCACGAGACGCGGCCGCCGCCGCAGCACGAAGCCGCCCCCAAGCCCACAGCUCCGCCGCAGGUGCAGGCCGCGCCGCCUUCAACUUCUUCAACAGCAGCCUCAGAAUCAUCCACAGACGCCAAGGCCAGCGAGGCGGAUGCGCAAGAGGCCAAGCCUGCUGCGCGGCCCCGGUCGAAGCUGCGCGCGCGCAAGGCGGCCAUGAAGCUGACGCCCGCGGCCGUCGAACAGCUGCGCUCGCUGCUCAACCAGCCCGACCCGAAGCUCAUCAAGGUCGGCGUGCGGAACCGGGGCUGCAGCGGGCUGGCGUACCAGCUGGAGUACGUCGACAAGCCGGGCGCCUUUGACGAGCUGGUGGAGCAGGACGGCGUCAAGGUGCUGAUUGACAGCAAGGCGCUCUUCAGCAUCAUUGGCAGCGAGAUGGACUGGGCCGAGGAUAAGCUGAGCCAGAAGUUUGUCUUUAAAAAUCCCAACAUCAAGGAGCAAUGCGGUUGUGGAGAAUCGUUCAUGGUGUAG